Coccidioides immitis RS is the source of this 765-nucleotide messenger RNA. RefSeq lists its product as uncharacterized. The record is from RefSeq and is a predicted model, not a curated record. The coding region runs from base 328 to 489 and encodes 53 amino acids. NCBI's taxonomy places the organism in Eukaryota, Fungi, Ascomycota, Eurotiomycetes, Onygenales, Onygenaceae. The transcript is spliced from 2 exons.
CUAGACCUAUAUAGUUACCGAAUACAGAUUCCGUCCGUCAGCCGGAUCCUAAGACUUCGUUUUGACGCAUUGCUUUUUAGACUUAUCGGGGUGCUGCUGCCUCACCCGUCUUAUCUCCUGACCAAUCUUAAUCUCGGUUGCAGCUAUACCUUAAUGCGAGAGUUGCGAAAGCGCUGCUGUUGUCAGAAGCUCAGAUGCCGCAACCAAAGCAGGCUUUUCAGAACCCCAAAAGUCCUCGACAUCUUGACCAAGCAACGCACUGCCCACUUGUGACGCAACUCAACUUCAUUUCUGACAAAUCCAUCGUUUCGAGACGAAAGUGAUCAAAUGAGUGACUCACGGAUGGUGCCAGAGGGAUUGCAUCUUUCGUGUGUUCCACAGAACCUUGAGGGCCGCUACGGAGUGCGGAGUAGUUUAUCAUCAAACUUGGAGGUUUUCUUCUUCGGAAACAAGCAUACUGGCCCACCAAUGACGUCGGCUCCUUGCUGAGUCGAGCGGAUUCGGAGUUGAGAAAAGCGUUCGGAAUUUCUAGGUAUUCGGAAUUGCGGGGUUCGGAGCUGGAUUCUCAAGCCAAACUGCUGAUGGGUCACGGAACACAGGCGAAUCCAGCUCCCACUUAAUGGCUGACAAAGUUUGCUUAAACGCGAUUGCUUGGUUCAACACAGGAUCACGGAAUUGUCGUUCGGUCUGUGAUUUCAGAGAAAGUGGAACCAUUUUCCGCCCUACCUCAUGAGUCGUGAAGAAAUGGGAGUCCUCUUCAACAUA